Scophthalmus maximus (turbot) is the source of this 6326-nucleotide messenger RNA. RefSeq names its product nuclear receptor subfamily 0, group B, member 2a (gene nr0b2a). The record is from RefSeq and is a predicted model, not a curated record. Lineage: Eukaryota; Metazoa; Chordata; Actinopteri; Pleuronectiformes; Scophthalmidae. The transcript is spliced from 2 exons. Gene Ontology annotation, cellular component: nucleus; cytoplasm. The coding region runs from base 5185 to 5961 and encodes 258 amino acids. Gene Ontology annotation, molecular function: transcription factor binding; transcription corepressor activity. Gene Ontology annotation, biological process: circadian rhythm; negative regulation of transcription by RNA polymerase II.
GGGGAUGUUGCUGAUCGCCAAAUACACGGGAGCGACGCUUUCACAGUCCGCCAUGAUUGUUUAUCGACUGGACGACGUACGUCAUCAGUACGUCAUCAGUACGGCUUCAGAGACGUCGUCACAUCCGCUUCCGGAGACGUUUACGUUUACUUGCUUUAUAUAACCACAGUCGUAGCAGCAGCCCCUAUUAUUCAAUUAUAAUAAGUUAAACAAGAAAUAACGGUUCAUACGGUAAGUGCCUGUAUUCCAAAGUAUUGUAAUGUACAGUAUUUGUCAACAAUUCUAUGGCAGUAUAUUAUUUGAUUACUGCUGUGUUUUCCUACCUAUUGUCAGCGGCCUCCUUCAUGGGUGCCCACGUGAGGAAGACUACAUUGUUUUACAGUUAUGUGUGUAUUUGUAUGGAGUCAUGGGAGUGCCAUAAAACAGUAAAUCUGUCAAAUAAGUCGAAUUAGAAAAUAAAUGUAGAAAUAUAAUCAGAAAUACCUCAAUGUGAAAGAAAAAACAUAAUAAUUUCAUAAAAGCUAAAAAAAUUAGAUCAUCUAAAUUUAUGUAGAAAAAAAUUGUAAAUAAAUGUGAAAAUGAAAUGUUAUCCCCGUAUUUCUCUUUAUAUUUCCUCUUAUUUUUUCGUUUUCUUCAUUCCUCUAUAUUUUCUAAGUCUUUUACUAGUGUUUUUUUCGAGGGCACGUGUUUUCCUUUAUUUUGUAAUCCUGUGCAGUUCUCGUUUUUCACAUUUCACAGCAAAAAGAACAAAGACAUGUAAAGAGUUCUACAUGAAAGACAAACAGAUAUUUGAAGAUAUUUUUGUUUUGUUCUCCUAGAUCUAUAUAUAUUUAUUCUUUCAUGACGUCAUAUCCAGUGUCUAAGUACUUAUCCCGAACAGUCAAAUAAAAGGAAUAUCAUCAGGUUUUACUGUAACUAUGUGCACCGUUAUUACUAUAUCAAUGAGAUUGUUGCAAUCUAAACCAAACUGAAAUUCCCCUGGUAUCCAAGAGAUGUGUUUACAGAAAUACUGUGAUAAUGAUGUUGUUUCACUGAGAAAUGUAUCUCAUUGUCUCAUUCAGCCAUUCAGGCCACAUCAGUGUUGUCAUACCCAAAAUAAACUCUCGGACAACACAAAUCAGACAAAGUAAAACGCUUUGUACAAAUUGGGCAAAAUGGGAAAUACCUUCGUAAAGGCCUUUUAAAGAUAGACUCCCCUUCUUGUAGAGUUUCCUUUUACAAAAACAUGAACUAAUAACACUAAUAGAACACAACAUUGACAGUGAUCUAUGCUGCACCUUUGAUUCAAAGUGAAAGGGAGAAGCGAAACCACACGACUCAAAUAAUAUAACACCAUUCUGGCUCAGUUUCAAAUUUCACAUAUAUAUAUAUUUUGGAUAUUCGCAAAAAGGCAACUUGUCUUUAUUCCCACUGAAUAAAAGACUUUUAUUUCUAAAUAUAUAAAUCUUUCACCUGACCAAAAAUCUUUCAGAGACAUAAUCAUGAAAUAUAUUCAGACAGAGUGCAUUGACCCAGUGGCUAAGUCUUUAGCCUUCACCUCAGCUUUUAUCACUGUGUUUGGAUAGUAAGGGGCAGUAAAACUAGAACCGGGUGUCUGGACUCUGACAUCACUUUACACACUAUAUUAAACACUUACUGUGCAUUAGUCAUAGCCAUCUGGGCUUGUGGAAGUCCAAUAAUCCUAAGGAAUGUCAAAAAAAGAGUAGUGUUGAAAGCAUCUUGACUUUUUUUGUGGGUAAGUCAGUAAAUUCUACCUUACUUCUAGGUUUGUGAUCUAAACACAGCCGUGUUUGUAAAGUACUGAAAGAUUAAAACUUUAUAAUGUGUAUAUCAUCAUGUAGAGUCAUUAAAAUAGACACACCAGUUACGAAUGUAGGUGCUGGAAAAUAAUAACAAAGCUAAAAUAAACCAGUUAUGACCCUAUGGGAGAGAUGAGGUUUUUUCUCACACAUACCAAAGAUUUGUUUGCCUUUGUGAUUUAGUGAAAUUAAGGUAAAGUUUCACAAUUAAUCUUUAGGGCUUGUUAUGGUUAAUUUUGUAUAUAUUUAAAUAAUACUAGUGCCAGUUUUGUUUUGAUAUCUCACUCUCAGGAAAAAUAUUUUUCAAACUAAAUUCAAAAAAAUGUAAAAUGCUUCCGGGCUAAAAUGAUGAGAAAAUAAUACAUCUACUUUGUAUAGCACUUUUCCAAAUGCUCAAAGACGCUUAGAAUUUUUUAAUUCUGUUGUGAGGAAGAAGGUCUUAAAACUUGACAGAGACAUUUUUAUGAAUUGGAUUGGUUUGAAAAUAUAUGUACAUCAACCUGAGAAUUGUUUACUGCACAUUACUUUGUGCAGUUGUUGGAAGUUUCUAACAUACAUUACUUUUAUAAUGAAUCUGACAGAAUUACAUAUAAACAAUAUGAUUUGACUUCACUCCAGGAUAAUUAAAUAAUUUCCCCCCCCCUGAGGAAUUUAAAGGAACCCACGGUAAUAAAGUUUUCGGGUCAAUGACCCUGUGAAAAAUGAACCUCCACUGUAAUAGCAAAAGGUCAGGGUCAAGUUUUCAUGUUCCAGAAAAGAUGUUCACCAUGCACACAUGUUAAAGGGUCAUGCUGAGAUUUCAGUGACCUGGGGAAACUAAAACUAUAGGGGGAAACAAAAAUCAAUAUUUGGGGGAAACUGACAAGAAAAGUACACUUUUUUUCAGUGGAUGUUGACACAGUUCUCCUCAAAGUUAUCCAAUGAUUGUCCAGAUUCAUACAGUACAUGUAUUUUUUUAUUAUGAUAAUAGCAAAAAGAAAAAAAUAUCGUGCUAGCCAUUACAUCAUGCUUCCAUCAGACCUGGACAGUUUCAAUUCCCUGAGGUCAGAAAAAAAAGCAGUUGGUACACUUUUAGAAUGAAGGACAUUUUAUUUUUACUGUCUUAGCAGAGAUAAGUGUCUGUCCUCCGUGUCCGUCUCUGCCUGCUCCCAACCUCCAUAAACACGGGCCUUAUCACAAGCAUUUACAGCUCAGCAUGCUUCAUGAGGUCCGAGGGUAUAAGAUGCAGAGUGCAUUACAGGUCAUUUCACAGAGUAGCACAGCAACACGUUCUCUUUUUUGUGAUCAAAUUUUAAUGUCAUUGAAUAAAUUAUGAAAAUAUAUAGAACAAAUACACAUACACAAAAUAUACUAACCCACCCCCAUCCCCCAAAUCAAGGCUGAGAGAUGAAGGCCUGGAUCCUGACAGUAAAACACCCCAAAACUAAGACAUCAAAAAACACUAUAUAUAUAAAGUGAAGAGACAAUAUUACGCUUGACAAAUCUUCAGUUGGAAACCAGCUAAUAAUAGGAACCUGAGGGCUUUCAAGCAGCCCUAAGGAAAGUACUCCAUUCUCUAAGAUAACAUCAUGUGUUUUCUUUGUGUAUUUGAAGCCGAGGUGCAGUUUGAUUUAGCUCCUGUGGUUUUGGACAGGACACAUCUCGUCUGAAUAAACAUUGUGUAUCCUAGUGAGAUCACCCUAGGACAGAACAGGAGGGUAUGAAACAUAUUCCGGAGUUAUCUUUUGAAAUCAUGAGUAAAGAGAACACGGCAGAGUAAGACAAACAUUUGGUGACUGGCGCUGCCAGUUGUGUCUGGCAUGUAAACUCUUUAUUGCAGUCAUUCACUCCGUGGACUGACCUUGACUCCGCUGCUCUGUGGUUCACGUCUUCCUCUGGAGCUUCUCGGCUUGAGCAGCAGACGUUCCACCAAAAAGCGAAGAGCAUAUUAUGGUAUAAUUUGUGUCACCUAUCACUUUACUGCUUCAGUAUGUUCAUGGUGUUAAAUGUACAAAAUAAAGGAGUGUGUGAUCGGAUAUGUGCUGUUUAUUUAUUUGAAACAAUAAUAAAGUCAUUUGCUUAUCAGUCUCCAACCUCAGUGCCAGGCACAGGGAAGAUAAUGAAUUAGGAGAAACUCAUUUCAGUGGCACGGGGAACAUUGUACCACCUUUUACAGCCACCAUGAACAGAAAUUCCUUGGAUUCUCUUGUUUCAGAUUUAAAAAAUAAAUUGUAUAUGAAGCAAUUAUCCAAAAAUGUCAGUCUGAGACGCAGCAAGCUCUGUUACAUAAAAAGAUUCUGUCUGAAGUCAAUCAACUGAACGGCACAAUUUAUUUAUCUGACUGAGCCACACACUUCAUUAAUUUCAUUCUCAUGACCAAAGUAAAAAAAAGAAACUCAUUUUGAUUUCACUUUACUGAAGCCUAGUGCAAAUACAUCCAACAAUAAUAUUGGAGCUGUCAAUGAAAACAAACAAAAGUAAAAUGGAAUUAUAAAUAAAUAAAUGAAUAUCCAUUUCUAAUUGGAUUGUGCCUCUCAGAAGAGAACAAUUGCCAAAGUUGACUUACUCACUACAAAAUAAGAUGGGUUUAUUUUGUUUUUGUCCCAAUUUACUUUAUUGUCUGUAAAUUUAUAUAAUAGAUGUCUGUAAUGUACAGUGAGUGUGUCCGUGUUGUCAAUGUACAGCUGAUCUGUUUGUAUUCUACAAGAAAAAACAAACUCAACUUUAGCCCCGAACCCUGUCCUGACCUCAAUAUAUCAGUUUUUUUCUUUCUUUUCUCUGAGUAUUUCCCCACUCCCCCGGCUUCAUAUGUGUUUGUUUUUUUUAACGGUAUACCAGUGACACAAGCCGUGUCAGUUAGUUUCAAUGUAUUUCAUCAAUUUUGAAGGUGGAUGAAGGUUAUGAGAAGAGGUUGUGUUGGGCACCUUUGUAUCAAUUACAGUUCAACCCAAUUAUCUUUUCAUAAUUCCAGUUUGGGAUUACAGUAAGAAAAGGAGGAUUUAACUCGCAGGUCAUUGCCCCCUCUCUGCCCUGGCCUCUUUCCAGCUCUCCAGGUGUGAGCUGGCAGAGUGCAGGGACACAGUGUUGGGGCUGAUUACCUCUGCAGUCCUUGGUGACUUGGUACUGCCUGGGUUAAUGACACCAGUAACAAGAUAAGGCCCAACCCUCUUGAUACCCACGCGUUACUCUACCAGCUCCCUUUCAUUGAGAAAAGCUUAUCGGUUUCCCAGGGUUAUUCCAUCAGUCACCUGGCAGAGCGCACCGUUGUUUUUCACAGAGACUAUAUUGACAAGUCAAGGUCCACGGAGCAGGGCGGGUUGGCCUUAUAAAUACAGGGACACUGGAGGUAGCAGCAGCAGUGCUCGUCGGCUCAUCCUCUGAGAGGACACACAUCUCGACCUACAGAAUGGAUAACGGAUGUCAUUGUUCGGCCGACCGGGACAGGCUUUCAAACCCGAUUCUCUUCAACAUCCUGAGUCGAAUGGAUAACAGCAAACCGAGUCGAGGCAACUUCAACUACAAUUCAGCACCUCACAGAUGCAACUGUGAGCUGCGACGGACAGUGUGCCUCAGAAGGCCAGUUGAGAUUUGCAAAGAAGCUUCGGGGGUUCUGGUUAAAACCGUCCAGUUCAUGAAGAACUUACCUGCUUUUAACCAGCUGCCACCAAAUGACCAGUUCUCUCUUCUCAAGAGCUGCUGGGCACCGCUCUUCAUUUUGGGUCUGGCCCAGGAGCACGUGGACUUCGAGGUGACGGACACGCCUGCUGACAGUAUGCUGAAGAAGAUCCUCCUGAACCGACAGAAGAGCCCCGAGAUGGAGCGAGAGCAGCCCACCAUUGCCGGAGUCAGCAAACUCAAGUCCUGCCUGAAAAAGUUCUGGAGUUUGGAUUUGAGUCCAAAGGAGUAUGCAUACCUCAAAGGGACCACGAUAUUUAAUCCAGAUGUUCCAGAUUUAAAGGCAGCUCUGUUUGUCGAAGGCUUGCAACAGGAGGCUCAGCACGCCCUCAGCGAGGUGGUCCAGCUCAUCCAGCCCGGGAACCAGGAGCGCUUCGCUCGAAUCCUCCUCGCGUCCUCCGUGCUGCAGAGCAUCACGCCCAGCCUCAUCACCGAACUCUUCUUCCGGCCCGUGAUAGGCGAGGCCGAUCUGCUGGAGCUGCUGGUCGACAUGCUCUUCUGCAGAUAGAGGCGGUGGACUUCAUGUGACUGUCCUGGAGGAAAGACGGUGAUGCAGAACAUUUUUUUGACUGACCUCAGCAAUGUCCCCCCCUCACAAAAGAAGGAAGGAACAUCUUACAGGAAAGCAGUUUUUAAAAACUAUGGGAAUUAGUGGACUUGAAACUUCGGAUUUCUUAUAAAUACAUUAAAGCUGAGGUCACUUUAAGCCAUAUCUGCAAGUGUUUAGGUGCAAAGAUUUGACUUUCCAGACUCUACCCACUGUUCAUACAUUGUUUCUUAUGUUGAAGAUCUUCUCCGUUUUGCUUCACUCUUGUAAAUAAGGUUUGUCUACAUUGACACAACUUUUCAAAUAAAUAUAUUUUUGUACAUUAA